Molecule: messenger RNA, 1053 nt
Organism: Tetrahymena thermophila SB210
Lineage: Eukaryota; Ciliophora; Oligohymenophorea; Hymenostomatida; Tetrahymenidae
Product: tetratricopeptide repeat protein
Exons: 8
Cellular component (GO): Cdc73/Paf1 complex
Molecular function (GO): protein binding
Source: RefSeq, a predicted model, not a curated record
AUGUAUUAUAUAUUUAUUAGAUUAUAUAUUGUGUAUCUAUCUAACAAUUUAUUUAUAUUGAUAUUUAAUUAAUUAAUUAUUAUUAGUCAGAUUUAGUUAAUAAAAAAACACAUUUAUAUUUAUUUAGAAAAAGGAAUAAAGUAAUUAAUGAGCUCAAUAGUUUAAAAAGAAUAAAUUGAUUUACAAGAAUGUAUUUCUUCAAUUGAUUUUAGUCCUUCAGGAGAAUACGUAGCAGUUGGUUUAAUCGAUGAGAGCGUAAAAGUUUGGAAGGCUGAUUUUUCACAAGAUAUUUCAAAGCAAAAAUUACAUUCUUUUGAAGGCCAUAUGAUGGGAGUAGUAGAUGUUAAGUUUAAUUCAACUGGAAAUAGAUUAGCAGUUAGCUCAUUAGAUUCCAUGAUUAGAGUAUGGAAUGUAGAUGAUGGAGAAAAGGUUUGUGAAUUAUAGUGCAACCCAAUGGAAAACUGGAAAUUAGCAUUUAGAGAUACAAAUACUCUUCUUACUGCAGGUGAAUAAGGUAAAGUAUCUGAAUAUAACAUAAAUUCUAAGUCUUUAAUUAUCACUCACUAAACAAGAGAUAUAUUUGCAACAGCUAUUGCAUCAUCAAAAGACAAUAGCAAGUUUGUUGCUAUUGGUAAUAACGAUGGUUAGCUUUUUAUUAUAAACUAUACUAAUAAUAAACAUAUUACUACUUCCAACUAUCACGAUAAGAAGAUCAGAUCAAUCUGCUUUUCUAAUGAUGAUAUGAAGUUAUUAACUGCAUCUGAUGAUGGUUCUGCUAAGCUAAUUGAUCUUACUAAAAAUGAAGCAAUAUUUACAUUUAAUGGACACUCAGGUAAUGUUAACUGUGUAGACUACUGCCCCAUAGAUGAAAAAUUAUUCGUUACUUGCUCAUAUGAUUAGACUGUUAAGGUUUGGGAUAUAAAUAAAAAGAGUUGUAUUGAAACAAUAAAAUUCCAUUAGGACAAUGUUUGGGCUGCUAAAUUCCAUCCUACUAAAAAGAUUAUUGGUUCAGUUUCUGAUGAUGGCUUGUUAGCUUUCCAUGAACUUAAAUGA